AUGGGCUUACGGAGAACCCUCAAAUCAUAUGGGCAGUCAGACCUGGCGACCUUCAUGUUAUGGGCGAUUAUCUCCUCCAUGUUGACCUUGUUUGUCAUCAUAGCUAAUUGUUUGGAUACUUGUUCAAUCCCUAGCCUACGCACAGACAGAGAGAAUGUUUGGGUAGUUGUUGAAAGCCUAGGCACUGACAGGGCAGAGAGAGAGAAUGUUACCCUUGGCACAGACACGGCGAGAGAGAAUGAGUUUCUGUCAAUGCCGUGA
Messenger RNA from Prunus armeniaca (apricot), 261 nucleotides. The record is from the annotation of a GenBank genome assembly. NCBI's taxonomy places the organism in Eukaryota, Viridiplantae, Streptophyta, Magnoliopsida, Rosales, Rosaceae.